AUGGUGGCCAACAGUUUCAGAUCUCUCUUCCUUUUUGCCCUCCUCCUAGCAUGUAUGGCCAAAGCCCAAGUCACCCGGGCCAACAACACCAACCCAACGAAUCAGGCAUGCCCGGGCAGCAUCCCCAGCAUCCCCGGCCUCAGAAUUGACGGCAAGGACUGCAGGGUUCUCUGCCGUCCAGCCGAGUGGACCGACGUCCUUCUUUUCUUCGCGACCAACCACUUCGCCCAUGCGGCCACGACCAUCAGCAGGCCUGGACAGAGCACCGCGAGCACCAUUGCGAUGAUCCUGCAAGCGCUGACGAUUCCCUCCUUGGGUGUGCAUUUGGCCUUGAUGACCAUACUCCGAGGCAUAUCCAAGCCCCGGUGGGGCGGAAUAAGGAGCAGCAGCCUGCAGAAAGCGGCGGGCGCUGGCGCGCUCUUUGCAGUUGUCAAGGCCGGCGCUGGCCAGUCCCAGAAAGCGGGGAUGCCAGACGGGGAAGCAUCGAAGGAUGUGGAGAUGGGGGUGCUGCUGCCCGAGCCACCCGCAGGGCACGUCGGGGGCCGGGGCGGCCCGCUCCGUGCAAAAGAAGGUGAGUCUUGGCAACAAGUCUCGGGCUCGUUCGAUUCGCUCCUCUACAAUACCGUAGAUUCUGAUUACACCAGCCAAAACAACAAGUUUUCCUCCAAGAUCCACGGCAUUUGCGAGCUGCCUGAAGGAUACGACUUGGUAAUGGUGCAGCCAGACGCCGAGUUCGAAAAGGGCGAUGAGGAAACCAUCGCUCUCAGCUGCCACUUCAACGUCACAAAGGCCCUCGUCUCGAUACUGCAGCUUAUAUUCAGCGUCACUACCCUCUACCAGGCGCAGGGUAGCCAGCUUGAACGGUUCGGAUAUGCGGCGUAUGGGCUCAGUGUGGCGCCCUACGCCUGGAUGACGUUGCUCAACCUGCUCGCAAGCCUUGCGUGCCCUGAGUACGAUCGCACCUACAUCGUCGGUUCCCAGGGACUCGAUGACCUGGAGCGGCGUCUGGAAGCCGCAGGAUCAGAGGCCAAGAAGCGUUUCCAGGUGACGGGAGUCAUAUCGCGCCUCGGGCCGUCCGCCGACGAGCGCCUGCAAGUUUUUCAUAAGGAGAUGUGCGAGCAUCGCGGACCUUUCCUUGGGUCGAUUUCGGAGCUCCGUCUGUUCGGGUGGACGAUCCUCGUGGGUGCUGCUGUGCCACUCAUCGCGAUAAUUGGCAUCUCGCGGGCUCAGCCUGGACAAAGCAAUAUGGCGGAGCGCGCUCUGGUCAUGCUUUGGCUCGUAUAUGGCACGUUUUCAUUUAUAUGCACUGUAGACCCCGUUGGUGAGUUGGAAGGGAGGCCGAUAUUAGGACAGCGCAGGGGCAAAAUACUUCUUUCCAAGACCGUAGUGUCCGGGGUUUUGGUUUUCACCCUCACUGCGGCCAGCUUUCCGAUCUUAGCCGCAAUGAUUCUGGACUUUGGGGCUUGCAGGAGGAUGUGAUGGCGACACCUGCCAAAAUAAGGCGAGACGUGGGACCCGGAUGAAGCUACCUAGUAACGAAAUGAGUACCGACCGUCUGUGCCCA
Molecule: messenger RNA, 1564 nt
Organism: Gaeumannomyces tritici R3-111a-1
Lineage: Eukaryota; Fungi; Ascomycota; Sordariomycetes; Magnaporthales; Magnaporthaceae
Exons: 2
Coding region: 1-1479 (492 amino acids)
Source: RefSeq, a predicted model, not a curated record